Messenger RNA from Pelodiscus sinensis (Chinese soft-shelled turtle), 3220 nucleotides. The record is from RefSeq and is a predicted model, not a curated record. NCBI's taxonomy places the organism in Eukaryota, Metazoa, Chordata, Testudines, Trionychidae.
AGCUCUGGCAUGAGGCUGGGGUGGGCCAGCAGAUUUGCUCUUGUGUGUCUUUCACUCUCCCUGCACAAAGCAGCUGCCCUAGUCACUUCCUUACAGUCUCAGCAGUUCCCCUUCCUGGAGCCAGACACUCCACUCCUGCUGGACAGCCCUUACCACCCUCCUGCAGCACCCUGCACAUGCCUGUCAGGAUGCCAGAGCUCAUCUCUGUCCAAGACUUCAUCUCCCAGACUCUGGAGGACCUGAGCUCCCCAACCACCUCCUCUUUCACCAGCCACAUGGGCAAGUGCCGAGGCACCAUUUGCAGCCUGGAGGAGGCCUUGGAUUCCGAUCGAGCUGCGCUGCAGAACAUGAGGAAGGCAACCAAAGCAGAGCAUGCUUCUGGGCAAGAUCUCGCUACCCACAUGGAAGCUCAUAUUGCAGCCCAGGAGAGAUUCUCUGCGAACUACCAGAGUGAUGGUGAUGAGCAACUGGCUGGGGCCUUCACCUCCUUUGCCAAUUUCUCCCGGGAGCUGCUGACCAGUGUCAAGAGUCUGUUGCAGAGCUUGUCUCACAACAUUAACUUCCCCUUGGACUCACUAGUAAAGCGGGACUUAAAAGAGCUCAAAGGGGACUUCAGAAAGCCUUUUGAUAAAGCCUGGAAAGACUAUGAGAACAAACUCACAAAGAUCGAAAAGGAGAAACGGGAGCUGGCAAAGCAGCAUGGGCUAGUGCGGAGUGAGGUGAUGGGAGGGGAGAUUGCUGAGGAGAUGGAGAAGGAGCGCAGGAUGUUCCAGUUAAACAUGUGUGAGUAUCUGAUCAAAGUGAAUGAGAUUCAAAGCAAGAAAGGCGUGGACUUGCUGCAGAGUCACAUCAAGCAUUGCAAUGCCCAGUUCAAUUUUUUCCAGGAAUGUUUACAGGCAACAGAGAUGCUUACGCAGUUUAUAAAGAAGCUGACCCCUGAGCUACAGAGUAUGAAGGUCAGGCAGGACGAGGAGAAGCAGCAGCUGUGCUCCCUGCGGGAUCGCCUGAAAACAGCAUUGCAGCUGGAGCAGAAAGAGGACGGGGUCGGCAAGCAGCCACGGUACAGCAUGCACCAGCUGCAGGGGAACAAGCAGUAUGGGACCGAGAAAUCAGGGAGCCUCUUUAAGAAAAGUGAUGGGCUGCGAAAGGUGUGGCAGAAGAGGAAGUGCACAAUCCGGCAUGGCUACCUGACCAUCUAUCACAGCACGCUAAACCGUCUACCUACCAAGCUGAAUUUGCUGACUUGCCAAGUGAAGCCAAACCCAGAUGACAGGAAGUGCUUUGACCUCAUCUCACACCCAACGUGGCUCUCCAUUAACCUGGGCAUCCUAAUCUGCAUUGAGUGCUCUGGGAUUCAUCGGGAGAUGGGCGUGCACCACUCGCGCAUCCAGUCUCUGUCUCUGGACAAGCUGACAACCUCCGAGCUCUUGCUGGCCAAGAAUAUUGGCAAUUCUGGCUUUAACGACAUUCUGGAAGCCAACCUUCCCAGCCCUUUGCCAAAGCCCACAGCUGGCAGUGAUAUGGCCCUUCGUAAAGAUUUCAUCAUUUCCAAGUACAUGGAGAGGAAAUAUGCCCAGAGGAAAGCCAGGAACCCAGCUGCCCACUCCCAGGGGCUGCAGGAAGCCAUCAGGUGGAAGGACAUAUUUGCAUUGCUCCAGGCCUAUGCCGAAAAGGUGGAUUUAAGUGAGCCUGUUCUGGAGCCUAUGGAGGAAUCCGGGGAAACCGUUCUCCACUUGGCAGUGUUGUUAGCAGACCGAACCUCCCUGCACAUUGUUGAUUUUCUGGUGCAGAACAGUGGGAGCCUUGAGAAGCAGACAGAGAAGGGGAACACACCACUUCAUUACUGCUGCUUCCACAAUAAACCUGAGUGCCUCAAGCUCCUUGUGAGAGCCAAAGCCAGCAUUGCCAUCACCAAUAAAGCUGGAGAAACAGCCUUCGAUGUUGCCAGGCGCAUGAGACAUUCCCUGUGUGAAGAGCUGCUGAUGCAGGCCCAAAACAACCAGUUCAACAUGCGUGUCCAUGUGGAAUAUGAGUGGCGGCUGGGCCAGGAGGAAGUGGAUGAGAGCGAAGAUGAUCUGGAUGAACAGUCGGGUCCCCCGAAGGAGCACACUGCCUCCCCACCAUGGGGAAAUGCAGCAGGGCUUCUGAUGGGAGCGAUUCCAGCACCCCAGGGGAAACAGCAGGACAUGUGUGUCUUACCGCAUGCUCAUUCCCACACCCCUGCCAUGCAAGCAGCUCCUGGCUCUGCUCCAUGUGGACCGCCUCUUCCCCCCCGCAAUGUAAUCCGAGCUCCCAGCAUGCCCCCACCUGCUCCUCCCACCAGCCCGCCAGCCAGUGCUGUGGGCCCCAGAGCAAGGAGGAGCCGGCUGCCACCUCUGACCAUCAAGCAUAAGCGAACCUCCUCGGAGCCUAUGCCCUGGGUGCCGCUCAGCCCUGUGCAGGCCAGCCAGAGCAGCCUGGCCCCAGCUUCUGGAUCCUUCCUGCCUCCCAAAGGGCCUGCAGCAGCAGGAGCCCCUCCCAGGAGUGACAGCACUGGGUCCCACCAGGGCACCAGCCUCUCUGCCACCAAGGACGUGACCCAUCCUGCUGCCCUGGAGACAUUGAAGAUGCCCUGUGACACUGGCCCCAGCAAAGGAAGGAGCCCUAGGCUGCAGAGGCCCUUGCAAGAGCCAGGCGGAGGCCCUGACCCAGCACGGAACAUGCUGCCCCCUCUCCAGAAGAGGGACAGCCUGAGUAAGCCUCGCCUCCGCCGGGUCCGAGCCGUGUACGACUGUCAGGCUGACCGCGAGGAUGAGCUGACCUUCUGCGUGGGAGAGAUCAUCAUCGUGGCUGAAGAGGAGGAUUGCAAUUGGUGGAGCGGCUGGAUUGAAGGGCAACCCCACAGGAAAGGUGUCUUCCCAGCAUCGUUUGUGCGCGUGUUCAGUGAUUAGGACCUGAUGGAAGAAAGAAGUUUUCAGCUGCUCAAAGUGCAGAUCCCUCAGACUCCCUCUUUUCAGCAGGCUUCCUGCUGCACGCUUGUGCUCUCUCAUCUCUUGUGCCCUGUCACUCUCACCUUCAGGCCCAUAUUAGGUGCCUCUGCCCAUGGGGCCCAGAGCAGAACUUGGCAGGCCAUGUCUUCUCAUGUCUCCUGAAUUGCAAUGAAGUGUCCUAUUAGGUACUAUUCAGUCCUGUUUUCAGCUCCAAGGGUGCAGGCUUCUCCCUCCCUCUGCCCAGCCAUGGG